AUGAACUUUAUUGUGAUCUUGUGCGUGGCACUUCUCAACUGCAGCCUCGUCCUACCAGCAUCCACAGAUCGCACCUCUUCAGCGGAAACCAGAAUUGUAGGAGGCUUUGAAGCUAAGCCAUACAGUCACCCAUACCUGGUAUCGUUACAGUUAAGAUUUCUAUGGAUUCGUUUCCAUUUCUGUGGUGGAAGCAUUCUCAAUGAGAACUGGAUUCUAACAGCCGCCCAUUGUGUCGAAGAAUCAUGGAUAGCGAAAUUGUUGCCAAUGGAUGCGGUUGCUGGAACAAAUAGCAUCAACAAUUUUGGUAUCAAAGGUCAAGUUAUACCAAUCAAAAAACGUAUACCGCAUCCGAGCUAUGCGGGAGGGAUUGGUCCUCACGAUAUUGCAAUGCUUCGGACACAAGCACCAUUUCAAUUCACAAAAGAAGUUCGGCCAAUUUAUUUACCGAGAAAUUACAAGAUAGAUGACAAUACCAUGGAACUAGCUGGUUGGGGUGCACUAAGGACGACAGUAUUUAUUCCAGAUGUACCUGACAGAUUACAAGAAGUGUCAGUUAAACACAUUAGUUAUAACGAAUGCUACAGCGCAAUUGAAAGCAUUAAAGACAAAGAAGAAUAUAAUCCGUUAGACGAGAAAGCACAUAUGUGUACAGGACCUCUCACUGGAGGCAUCGCAGCUUGCAGCGGUGAUUCCGGCGGACCACUCAUCCAAAUGGUUCCUGUCACCAAAUUAGAUAGUUAUGACUACAGCGGUGAUGCUUAUGAUGAUUACUUAGAUGUUAAAACAGAAUCUAUAUUAAACGAUAUACAGGAAAACAUAGAAGAGGUCCAUGAAGAAGUCAGAAAAGUUCCUGUUGUUCUUGGAGUUGUAUCAUGGGGGAUGGCGCCAUGUGGUCUCAGAGGUGCUCCAACAGUAUACACGAAAGUAUCUGAAUAUAUGAAGUUUAUCGACAAAUACCUCAGCACUUAAAACAACAGUACUGUUUAUCUCAUUGAAUAAAUAC
Molecule: messenger RNA, 1003 nt
Organism: Leptidea sinapis
Lineage: Eukaryota; Metazoa; Arthropoda; Insecta; Lepidoptera; Pieridae
Product: trypsin-1-like
Exons: 5
Coding region: 1-969 (322 amino acids)
Biological process (GO): proteolysis
Molecular function (GO): serine-type endopeptidase activity
Source: RefSeq, a predicted model, not a curated record